This is a messenger RNA of Cottoperca gobio, 1665 nucleotides long. It is a transcript of the gene neu4, whose product is annotated as sialidase 4. Gene Ontology annotation, biological process: oligosaccharide catabolic process; ganglioside catabolic process. Bases 157 to 1614 code for a protein of 485 amino acids. Lineage: Eukaryota; Metazoa; Chordata; Actinopteri; Perciformes; Bovichtidae. Gene Ontology annotation, molecular function: exo-alpha-sialidase activity. Gene Ontology annotation, cellular component: membrane; intracellular membrane-bounded organelle; cytoplasm. The transcript has 4 exons. The record is from RefSeq and is a predicted model, not a curated record.
CACACACACACACACACACACACAGUCAACCCAAAAUUCAAUGCCGACACAAAAUAUCCUCACGGAGAAGAAGCAGUUCUCACAGAGCGCUUUGAAUCGUUGCUUAGCUCCUUCUCAGAAGAAUCGGAGUUACCUUGAAAUAUUCACACACAGAGUAUGAGGUCGCCCUAUUUCCCAGCGAGGUCAGUGCUUUUCCACAAGGAGCCCAACGGAGUGACGUACAGAGUCCCAGCUCUGCUCUAUUUGUCUCGCUCCAGGUUCUUCCUGGCCUUCUGUGAGGAGAGACUCAGCCCGUCAGAUUCUCAGGCUCACCUGCUGGUCGUGAGAAAAGGCACUUUCUACAGGAACUAUGUGGAGUGGGAUGACAUGCGUGUCCUCGGCACGGCUUUCCUGCCAGGCCACCGGUCCAUGAACCCGUGCCCGGUGUACGAUGAGUUCACAGGUACUCUCUUCUUGUUCUUCAUCGCUGUCCUCGGCCACACCUCGGAGUCCUAUCAACUGGUGACGGGAAGAAAUGUGACCCGUCUCUGCUACAUCUGCAGCACUGACGAAGGAGACACCUGGAGUCCUGUCACCGACCUCACCAAGAAGGUCAUAGGAGAUACUAUCAAAGAAUGGGCCACUUUUGCUCUUGGCCCGGGCCACGGCAUCCAGCUGAAGUCCGGCCGUCUGCUGAUUCCUGCCUACGCUUACCACAUCGAGUGCAAAGAGUGCUUCGGACAGCUCUGCCAGACCACUCCCCGCGCCUUCUGCUUUCACAGUGACACCCACGGGCGAACCUGGCGUUUCGGGGAGGCGGUUCCGGUGCCGGAAAGCGUGGAGUGUCAGAUGGUGUCUGUGGAUGAAGAGGACGGGACUAACGUGCUGUACUGUAAUGCACGCAGCCCUCUGGGAUACAGGGUGCAGGCCCUCAGUCUGGAUGAUGGAGCGGUGUUUCAGGAGGGGCAGCUGGUGCAGCGGCUGGUGGAGCCUAAAAAUGGUUGUCACGGUAGCAUUGUUGGAUUUCCUGCCCCGUUACAUUUAUGUCAUUCUCUUGACAGUCACUUGCACCAACCUCCACAUCACUCCAGACACUGGACGUCCUGCAUGACUAACUCAAACAUCACCACCUCUGCCUCCACCACCAGCCCCAAUCAUCCAGAUUUCCUCACCCCCACCUGGGUAGCAUACUCCCACCCAACAUGGACCACCGCACGCAAGGAUCUGGGCGUGUUUCUCAGCCUGUUUCCCCGUGAUCCAGACAGCUGGCGCGGCCCCUGGGUGAUCUACGAGGGCCCAAGUGCCUACUCUGACCUCGCGUACCUAGAGUUGCCCACCUCACCCGGGGCACCGCCUGCUGUGGCCUUCGCCUGCCUGUUUGAGUGUGGCACCAACACAGCCUACGAUGAAAUCUGCUUCAGCAUCUUCACCCUCUACGAGCUUAUCGAUAAUCUGCCCCGCGAGGCGCAGCUGCGAAAUAACAAUAAUGAAUGUAAAAGACAGCAAAAUCAAGUCCCUGAGACGGAUUGUACAAGUGAAUAUGACGGCCAAAGUCCUGCAGAUUUCCGUCAGGUGCCUCGUGUGAAGAAGAGGAGGAAGAAGAGCAAGUUGACGGAGAUGUGCUCUGUGUCUUAAAUGUAGUUUUUGACCUUGUAAUACAGAGUUAAAGUUUUCUAUACACACUCA